This is a messenger RNA of Striga hermonthica, 1722 nucleotides long. The record is from the annotation of a GenBank genome assembly. NCBI's taxonomy places the organism in Eukaryota, Viridiplantae, Streptophyta, Magnoliopsida, Lamiales, Orobanchaceae.
AUGUCAAACAAUCCAAGACAUAAUACUACUUCUACAAUGGUUUACUUAAGGGACCGUUUGCCCGAAUCCCAAUCAGAUGAGCCUAUUUUCCCUUCAAACACGAUAAUGUACACGAAUUACUCUUCCAUGGAUUUUCAGCCCUCGGAUUCGAGCACAUCACAGCAAGAAAUACUCUUGAAUUUCAACCAAUGGAAAGACAAUAGGGAGGAGAUCCUAAUGAUGCAACCGGCCAGCCAAAAUUCAAGUGUUCAAGGAUUAUCUCUUAGCCUCAGCACAAACGUGCAAUCCGUAUUACAAAUGCCGUCCAUUCAUUACAAUAAUCCUGAUUUUUCUUCUGUUUUGGGGCAUGAUGGGCUGAUUACUAGUGAUAAUGGAGAUGGUUAUCAAGUGAAGCAAACGAGGGAUGAGGAUUUUGUUCUCCCAAGCAGUAGUCCUAAUACGGGUAUAGUGGCGAAUGAGGUCGCGCCAUUUGGCAGGGCAGUACCUGAUUCGAAGUACUUGAGGGCAGCUCAAGAGUUGCUCGACGAGGUUGUUAGUGUGAAGGACUUUAGGGAGCGAAUUGCGAAAAAGGAAAACUUGAAGGACUCGAAAGAAAACGAGGGGGAUUUGGGAAGUCCUUCGGGUACGCCUAAGGCGAGUGGGAACUCUUCGUCGUGUGAGCUCUCUGUGGCUGAAAAACAGGAGCUGCAGAGUAAAAUGUCAAAGCUUUUGGCAAUGUUGGAUGAGGUCGACAGGCGGUACAGACAGUACUACCACCAGAUGCAAAUCGUGGUCUCCUCGUUCGACAUGAUAGCGGGCCCCGGUUCUUCCAAGCCUUACACGUCACUAGCCCUUCAGACAAUCUCCCGACACUUUCGCUGCUUACGUGAUGCCAUAAAUUCUCAGAUUCAGGCGGCUCGUAAGAGCCUAGGAGAAGACGAUGCUUCUUCUUCAGGCGAUAAUAAGGGAAUCGGCAUAUCAAGGCUGCGUUAUGUGGACAAGCAGCUCAGGCAGCAAAGGGCUCUUCAGCAGCUCGGGAUCAUGCAACAACACGCGUGGAGGCCCCAACGGGGCCUUCCCGAGACAUCGGUUUCCAUCUUGCGGGCAUGGCUUUUCGAGCACUUUCUUCACCCGUAUCCAAAGGAUUCUGAAAAGCUCAUGCUGGCUAGACAGACAGGAUUAACAAGAAGUCAGGUCUCGAACUGGUUCAUAAAUGCACGAGUCCGCCUCUGGAAGCCCAUGGUCGAGGAGAUGUACAAAGAGGAAACGGGAGAUGCUGACGUGGACUCAAACUCUUCGUCCGAGAAGACAAACACAAAGGACAACAAACGCGAAGACUCCAUGGGCCCACGCCCUGUGGAAUCAAACCCCACCAACCAAAUGACCGAUAAUACAGAGGGCCCGGAUGAGAUGCCCGCCUUUCGAGGGGAUUAUGGGUCAGGAAAAACGAGAAACGGGCCGAAUGUUUACGUGUCGUCAGCCACAGGUGCCGCCACUUACAACAUGUCUGAGCUCGGGAGAUUCGGUGGUGUAGACCCCGUGUCGCUUACGCUGGGGUUGCAGCAGGGAGAAGGAGGUGGCGGGUUGAACAGUCACGGUUUUAAUCCCCUAAGAGAAGGUGUAGGGUAUAACGAUGCAGCUGCUGCAGCCAUGGCCAAUGAGGCGGCGGCGGAGUUUGAUUACAUGGAUUCGGGAAACAGGCAGCACCCGUUCAUGUCCUCACUCCUUCCGUCCUUCUCGUGA